This is a messenger RNA of Rhododendron vialii, 3408 nucleotides long. RefSeq names its product F-box/FBD/LRR-repeat protein At1g13570-like. The coding region runs from base 1895 to 3202 and encodes 435 amino acids. The transcript has 4 exons. Lineage: Eukaryota; Viridiplantae; Streptophyta; Magnoliopsida; Ericales; Ericaceae. Gene Ontology annotation, molecular function: protein binding. The record is from RefSeq and is a predicted model, not a curated record.
UGGUUAUUACUUAUUAUACUUAUUAGUGUCCUGUGACGUGCAUUUGAUAACGUAAACUGUGAAUAGUCAAAUCCCUAAUUCUCCCAAACGACGUGAGAGAAGAGAGAAACUGAAUCUCGGGUUUGGUGGACUCUAAAACUGUCUGGGUUUAAGUUGUACAGAGCACUGUUUCUAAUGGUUCAGUUUCAUAGGCUCUGACCGGUAAGGAGAUUGACCGUUGAUUUCGGAGAUGGGCCACCGAGAUGCGACUGUUUUUCCUAUGCAGUUUAGGUUUGGAACAGGGGCGGUCCCAAGGGCUACCCGGGCCUAGCACAACUCCAAAUACGCUUGUGCAUUAUACUAAUGUUUAGGUUAAUUAGGAAAAAUUCUAUGGGAUUAGCCCCUGCAAGAAGUCUUUAGAGCGAAAAAAAUUUCUUAAAAUUUCUACAUGCCUGAGAUAAAAAUUCUCAACACUUCAAGUUAUCAAUCAUUUUUCGUUUGCAUGUACAAAAUUAAACCGUAGUUGCGCACAUACACACAAUAUCAUUUCUUCUUCAAACCGCGAGUAGCAAUGGAUAAUUUGAGUCAGAGUAUCUCCGGAUGUUAUUCUCUUUUCCUUUUCUUUUUCCCGGUCAAACUCAAGAUUUAAAUAAAAACCCUCAAAACUCACUCCAACUUCUUUCAAGCUUAUAUCAAACUGAGUUUUACUUAAAUCAAGAAAAGUCAAACCUUUACUCAAAAUUUUGAAAGUUUGCUUUGUAUCUUCUAAAUGAACAAGAAUGUCGACUAAGAUUUUUACCAAGACUUAUGCUUAGAUUUCAGACACCUGUUGGAGUGCUGGAAGGUUUAUUCAUCUUUUUCACAAAUUAGAGUUGGAAAUAGUCUCAUCAUUGGAUUAGUUAAUACGUGUAGUAGUAGCUUCGUAUGGGGACAUGGAUUUGAGGAGGGUUUUAUUCUUGGAAAUUGUCUCAUCAUUGGAUUAGUUAAUAAAAGGUGUAGUAUUAGCUUCGUAUGGGGACAUGGUUUUGAGGAGGGUUUUAUUCUUAAUAUUUCCCCUUUUGCUCAGUAAGUCUAUCCACAAAUCCAUCAUCCAAGACAGGCUUAAGGUAGAGCCAUUCUUUCGUCAGAUCCUUCAGUUAAAUACCGUAUAAUUGUAUUAUUCUAUGUAACAUUUGCAUGUACGUUACUCUGAUCCAUCUUGUUUAUCAAUCUUAAAAGCUGGACUCCUUACUCACUCCAACCCAAACCAUCUAAAGUCUACUUAUUCUGAGUUUAUCUUCUGAACUUAGUUCGAGCAGAUGUAGGCUCAAGAAGACUCAGCCGAUAAAUGAACAGAUGCAUACUAAUCAUGCAUGUGCAUAUUUAAUGUACCAGCAUUAUGUCAAAGAUCUUUUCAGUUGUGGACGGGAUUAAAUUCGAGUAAUUUUGUUAUAAACAAAUGAUCGAUAUUGACUAUGUGAUUUCCUUCGUACAGCUUGUGAAACGUACAUUUGCUAUAAUAAGAGAGAUGUUAAUGGGCUUUUUCCUUAUUGUUAUUCUAUUUUGUGCCAAGCAAUUUAACAACGACAAAUAUGCUUGGGGAGCUUACCUCUUGAUUUGUGGAAAUAGUUUGUAACAUGGAAACAGCUGGCUUAGAAUGUACCCAGGAAAAAAGGACAAUGAGUGGCUCAACUUCAGACAUAAUCAGUAAUCUUUCAUGCAAUAUCCUAGUAAAAAUCAUGGUGUGUUUUACGGUACAAGAUGCUGCGAUCUGGGAGAGGCUUCCGAUUACUUUGGACAGCCUUAUAUAUUUCCAGUUGCAUGAUGUCUGUUCUGGGGAACCAGAUGAGGACAUAUAUGGAGAAAGUUAGACAACGCUCCGGGUAGCUUUAUUCUUUGAUUCGUUUACUUUUGCUGGUGCGGAGUGGUUAGCAACAUGAAGAAAACAAGUAGUUCAAGGAUGGCCCCAAAAAAAAGGAAUACAUGUGACUCAAAUUCAGACAUUAUUAGUCAUGUUCCAGGCAAUAUACUAGAAAAAAUCUUAAUGUGUUUGCCUAUACAAGAUUUAGUGAGGACAAGUCUUUUAUCAAGGAAAUGGAGAUAUGUGUGGAUGAAACUUCCUCAACUGGUAUUUGAUACGACAUUCUACGGGGUUUUGGAUGGAAGAACGCAUGCUGAACUGUUGAUGAUUAUUUAUCAAGUUCUGUUACUUCACCAUGGACCACUGACCAAGUUCAGACUCUCUUUAUCUGAACUGGAAAGCUGUCCUCAGAUCGAUCAGUUGAUACUAUUUGUUUCAAACAAUGAUAUCCAGGACUUCACCCUUUGCUUUUGGAAGGGGGAACUUUAUAAGUUGCCAUCAUCGCUAUAUUUAUGUUCGCAACUGAAGCAUUUGAAUCUCCGUUCUUGUAUGCUUAAACCUCCUUCUGGAUUUGAAGGAUUUACCAGGCUCCUUUCCCUUGUUCUUAAAGAAGUUGUCAUUGCUGAGGACGUACUUUCAAGUCUGAUUUCCAGCUGCCCAUUGCUUGAAGAGCUGGCACUUUAUAGUUCCACCAGUUUAGAUUCCCUCGAAGUUAAUGGUCCUAAUCUUAAAAAAGUACGCUGUGACGGCCAUUUCAGAUCUAUUUGUUUCACAAAUACUUCUCGUCUUGCAAACGUCGAAAUAUAUUCGAAAGGAGUGAGAGAGGAUCCAUUCCGUAGCGAAGAAGAAAUAUCUAGCUCUGUCAUGCUUCUUGAGAGUGUACCUGUAAUUGAGUCUCUGGGAUUGGACUUUUGCUAUGUUAAGGGCAUAGCUGCAUAUGGUGUACCAACAACGCUUCCUACUACUUUGAACAACCUUAAAAAUAUCGAGUUAUAUGAAAUUUGUUUCGGAGAACGAGAUGACAUCUCUGUUCUUAUUUGCUUAAUCAGAAGCUCCCCGAACUUAGAAGAAGUUACUAUUCAUGCAUUUACCGGUGCGACUUCUGCUAGUCCUACUGUUCUAGAUUUUUCGGAAGUGCAUGGCUGUUCAGAUGUCUCUGUGAAUCAACUUCGUAGAGUGGAUAUGAAAAAUAUCUCUGGCACAAAGCCUGAAUUAGAGUUCAUUAAGCUUUUGUUAGCCAAGUCACCGAUGCUGGACACAAUGCUUAUCGAGCUGAACUCAGAGAGUGUUGCUGACGAAUUGCGGAUUGUGAAAGAAUUGACAAGACUUCGUCGUGCAUCACCUCAGGCAGAAAUGAACUUCGUACAUCAAGAUGAAGAUUGAGGUCUAAAAGAUGCAUUGUGUACUUUCUGAUCAGUUAUGGUUGCCUAAUUCUUCUUAUGAUCUUUUUUGCUGUUUUUCAUCUGUUUGGUCCAAAAUUGUGAGACGGAGGCCCAACGAGUUGCUUUUAAUUAACAUCUUCUUUCACGAAUUGUUAGGGAACAUAAACAUUUUCGGAGUACCUGUUUAAUCCGCAUCUUCAAAACUAA